This is a messenger RNA of Pteronotus mesoamericanus, 3810 nucleotides long. RefSeq names its product BTG anti-proliferation factor 2 (gene BTG2). Gene Ontology annotation, biological process: negative regulation of mitotic cell cycle; negative regulation of cell population proliferation. Lineage: Eukaryota; Metazoa; Chordata; Mammalia; Chiroptera; Mormoopidae. Gene Ontology annotation, cellular component: cytoplasm; nucleus. The record is from RefSeq and is a predicted model, not a curated record. The transcript has 2 exons. The coding region runs from base 120 to 605 and encodes 161 amino acids.
UCCGGACGGCAGUCGGGGUAGAGCCCCAGCGGCGGCUAAGAAGCCCCUUUCUGGAGAGAGGUACGACCCGAGCGGAUCUCUCCUAUUUCCCUGUUGCCGCACGCCGAACCGGGCACAAUAUGAGUCAGGCCUCCUGGACAGGGAAGAGGACAAACAUGCUCCCUGAGAUCGCCGCCGCCGUAGGCUUCCUCUCCAGCCUCCUGAGGACCCGAGGCUGUGUGAGCGAGCAGAGACUGAAGGUGUUCAGCGGGGCUCUCCAGGAGGCACUAACAGAGCACUAUAAACACCACUGGUUUCCCGAGAAGCCAUCCAAGGGCUCUGGCUACCGCUGCAUCCGCAUCAACCACAAGAUGGACCCCAUCAUAAGCAAGGUGGCCAGCCAGAUUGGACUCAGCCAGCCCCAGCUGCACCAGCUGCUGCCCAGAGAGCUCACUCUGUGGGUAGACCCCUAUGAGGUAUCCUACCGAAUAGGGGAGGAUGGCUCUAUCUGCGUCUUGUAUGAGGAGGCCCCGCUGGUUGCCUAUGGACUCCUCACCUGCAAGAACCAAAUGAUGCUGGGCCGGAGCAGCCCCUCCAAGAACUAUGUGAUGGCCGUCUCCAGUUAGCUUCCCUGCCACCCUCACCUCGCACUCUACUGUACUCAUCCUUCCGUGACAACAGGCCACGUCAUACCUCAACCUGGGGAACUAUAUUUUAAAUGAAGAGCUAUUUAUAUAUAUUAUUUUUUUAAGAAAAGGGAGGAAAAAAACCUAAAGAUUUUUAAAGAAAAAAGUCCUUAAAGGGUGCUGCUUGGAAGCAGCCUUCCCAGGUGCCUUUGGAGACAACUGUUGUGCACUUCAGUCUGGGAGCCAGUGUCUGCCUAUGGGAGCAGGGAGUGUGUAGGGGUGGACCUGACCAAGGUGAGGUGGAGGAAUCUUGACCAGCACCUCAAGAAGAUGUGAGAGGGAGCAAGCAUGGUUAACAGCUGUGAAUGAGAGAGAUCAGGAUCUGCCCUGGGGGUGGGGGGGAGGCUGAUUCAAAUUUGUCACUCUCCCAACCAAGACUCCUUACAGCCCUGACCUCAGGGGCUUUCAUGAACUUAACUCCUGCUGCCUAAUCCUCACUUUUGUUUUUCUGUUGAGAUCCUGGGCAGAGAGCGAUUCCUUCUGUCCUAAGCAGCUUUUCUUAAAAUCAUCACUAAAUUCUAUCCCCAGGGGCUAGAUGUAGAUAUUGCUUCCCAGCCAGGAAUCUAAAGCUUUUUAUUUUGUGGGGGUCAGGGGAGUGAGUAAGGCAGAGAUUGCUUUGCAAUGUGCUGCUGUGUGUGUAACUGGUGAACAAUUUGGGGGUGAUAUGCAAUGGAAUUUUAGGACCCAAAGAAUAUCCACUGGGUUUUUUUCUUUUUCUUUUUUAGGCCAAAACCCUUCGUUUUGGAACCACAUGGAAGUCCUAAUGCUGCUUCCAUUAUCCCUUUAAGAGGUGGCUCAAAAGCUAUAGGGAACUCCAGGUCCUUUAUCACUGCCUCCUUUUAAAAAGUACAACACUCCUCUCUAACUCUGCCUACUCUUCUCCCAUCUGGUUGGGUCAUGGAGCUACCCUAUUUUCUAGGACAAGAGUUCUCAAUCACUGUGCAAUAUGGCUUCCCAGUCCCAGAAGGAGGUGGGAAACUGGCCCUCAGAAACUCCUGGUGCUCUGGUGGGCUGAGGGAGCCAUCUCUCUGUCCUCAGAACUGUAGUUGGCUGCUCAGCUUUGCAGGUAUCCCGUGGCUGAUCAAGAGAAAGCCCCAAAUUCUGUAGGAUUACUUGGUAUUCUUGUAGGGCCGACACUAAAAACCAAACAUUGGGCAUUGUUUUUUCUCCCUGGUGCUCAUAGCACCUCUGGGAGAGGUUGCUGUCUCUCAGUGCAAUCCAAAUGUGUCUAUAGACUUGUGCAAUAUUUACUGUUCUGGGUUGGUGAAAAAAAUGGAAAACUACCUUUGGUUUCUCAGUGACAUUAGUAAGGGGCCCUCAGAAGGCCUUGAAUUCCCUAACCUGAGUCACCUUAAAAAGGACAUAGCUGGAACAUCUGGCCAACCUGGCUGCCCUCCUGCUAUUGCCCGUUAGUGAGGAGCCUCCCCCAAUUACCACCACUCUUACUAGUCUCCUCCCCAUUGCAUCCCCCUUUCCUGGGUUUCUUAACUACUCAUUCUGACUCACAGGUGCUAUUUACCACUCUCCCAACCCAUUCCUGUCUGUUCUGCCUCCUUUUCAACUCUCCAGAUCCAAGCUAUUUUCCCAAACCCUGCUUACAGUGUUUAUUGCUUUAAAGGUAACUUCGGGCCCAGACCCAAGAGCUUAUUUUCUGGCUGGUGGGUUUAAACAAAGCUGUGAAUCACUGAAGAUUACAUUGCAUUUUGUCUGCAAACAGGUCCCUGCCUUUAUAGAAACAGCCUCAUGAUCGUAUGCUUAAUCUGUUCUCUCUUCUCUUCUUUUUUGAUGUUCACUUUAAAAAAAUAAAAAUGCCCAGAGCUGGACUGUUGAGCAGGCCUGUCUCUCCUAUUAGGUAAAAAAUAGUAGUGCUUUUGUAAGCUAUUCUGAAAGAAAAAACAAAGGUUACUAAUUGUAUAAUAGUGUUUUUAUAUGGAAGAAUGUACAGUUCUACAGGCAAGUGUACACUUUUUUGUUAUUUUAAUAAAACUGUAGCAGAUGAAGUUGUGUAAUGCAGAGAAGGUAAAAUUCCCACAUCACUAAUUUGGGUGUCUUUCAGACCCAAAUCUUCUCUUUGUGUCUUCAGUUGCACUCAGAAGGCCUAUAUCCUGUGGCUAGGUAAAAGAAGAAUCUAAGAUGUGUGGCCACAGCAUUUCCAAGCAUCACCUCUUCCCUAGGAAGUAGCUCCUUAUUUACUUCCUUUAAUGCAUAUUCUAACAGCUCCCUGUGAAAAUGCUAGACUCAGACAGCAUUCUUGUAGCUAAGCACUUAAUUCAGCCAGGGCCCAUCUUACACAUCCUGUUCUUGCUAGGCCUUAGUUGUAUUCACCUUUCAGCAAGAAUAUAUUGUCAGUUCUUGGCGCUAGAAAUACUAAAGAUGAUUAAGACACACAGACUGAGGUGAUAAGCAGAAGAUACCAAGCCCUUUCCCAGGUUGGGGCAGAAUUGUUAGAAAUUUCUUGUAAGGGUCUUCUGCCCUCUCUGGAAUUACCCUUUGCUGGAACCACCAGCCUCAUCUUAUUAGACAAGAAAAGUUAGACCUCAGUAGUUUCCACUGAGGUCAGAAGUAUAUUUUUGAUCUGAGCUAGUUUUUUUUUGUUUGUUUUUAUAAUGUUCUUGGCCAUAGGUGCUCUCUUUAAAUUUUAAACAUGAACAACUGGCGCCCCCCCACCCCCCGCCCAACACAUACCUUUCAUUUCACACCUCCACAACUUUAAUCAACAAACUUGUAGUUUAACCUAAGUGUCCUAGGUGGCAGGUGGGCCUUGGAGGCUCUGUGUGAUACACUGGGAGGGUAGGUGAGCCAGGAUAUGGGGAUGGAGGAAGCCAGCUCCUUUGUAUCAAAUACAAUUGGUUAUGGGGACCCACUUGUUUCAAGGAGUUGUUAUUUAAAGAAAUGUUUCCAUUUUCAUUUGUAGCUCCUAAUACAAAUGUCCUGGGCACUAUAAGGACCCACUUUUUUGGGUGUAAGGACCCAGGGUUAAGGUUGAAUUUUUGCCCAUCUAAGAGUGCUAUUCUCUUAUUUAGUACAAAGUCAGCAUCUACCUUUUUUCUUAAUAAGCCCCACUCAUGGAGAAUAUUUCAUUUAGUAGAAAGACUGAAAUUCACAGAAGCUUGUGUAGAGGGUAAGGGGACAUCCUCACACAUGU